CCCAAAGAAAAAAUAAAACUAAAACCCUAAUCAACCCUUUGGCUCCCAAAAGAAACCAUGGGCAGCGUAGUAACUCACUUUAUGUAACGCCCUUUAAAACAGCCUUUCUACUUUCCCAUAUUCCCUCCCUUCACUUUUCCUAAAACCAUCCCAAAAAACUGUCUCUCUCUGCCCUCAAGCAGAGAUGCCGACCCUUCAGAGCCGCUUCCUCUCCGCAGCACCUCUACUUCUUCUGACCCUUCUCCAUCUCGCCGUCUCCUCUUCCGUACACGACCUUCUCCGGUCGAGAGGCCUGCCGGCCGGUCUCAUUCCCAAAGAAGUCAAGUCCUACGCCCUCUCGGACAACGGCCUCCUCGAGGUCUUCCUCGACGCUCCAUGCCUCACCAAGUUCGAGAACAGAGUCUUCUUCGACAGCGUCCUCAGGGCCAAUCUCAGCUACGGCGAGCUCAUGGGCGUCGUGGGUCUGUCUCAGGAAGAGCUCUUCCUAUGGCUUCCCGUUAAGGACAUCAUCGUCGACGACCCAAGGUCCGGUCUCAUCUUGUUCGACAUUGGAGUGGCUCACAAGCAGCUCUCUCUGUCUCUCUUCGAAGAACCUCCAGAUUGCAAUCCCCAAGGUGUGUUGGAGAAGACGACAAGGAUGCAGAGAGGGUUUGAGGCUCAGAGGUAGAGAUAGAAGAUGCUGACCUGUUUGAGCAGUUCCUCUUUAAUGUGUCAAUAGAUGUUAGUCAUCAGCAUCCGUAACUGGCUUAGCUUUUGGUUGGUUGGAGAUGUAAAGAUGUAAAUUUUGGAAUCAUAUUUUCCAGUACUAAUCAAAUAGAAUAUGUAGCCCUAGUGUUCUAACUUUUAUUAA
Messenger RNA from Malania oleifera, 850 nucleotides. RefSeq lists its product as uncharacterized. The coding region runs from base 185 to 667 and encodes 160 amino acids. NCBI's taxonomy places the organism in Eukaryota, Viridiplantae, Streptophyta, Magnoliopsida, Santalales, Ximeniaceae. The transcript is spliced from 2 exons. The record is from RefSeq and is a predicted model, not a curated record.